Messenger RNA from Linderina pennispora, 3186 nucleotides. Its product is annotated as cysteine proteinase. Lineage: Eukaryota; Fungi; Kickxellomycota; Kickxellomycetes; Kickxellales; Kickxellaceae. The transcript is spliced from 3 exons. The record is from RefSeq and is a predicted model, not a curated record. Gene Ontology annotation, biological process: protein deubiquitination; proteasome-mediated ubiquitin-dependent protein catabolic process; regulation of proteasomal protein catabolic process. Gene Ontology annotation, molecular function: proteasome binding; cysteine-type deubiquitinase activity. The coding region runs from base 1 to 3186 and encodes 1061 amino acids.
AUGGCCUUCGCAUCUCAGCCUAUUGGCGUUCUCUGCGCAUACUUUGUCAACACCCAGCUCGCUGAAUGGUCGCCGCCCGAGCUCCGCAAGCAGCAGACAAAGCUGCACCGGCACGACUGGGCCCAGCCGCAGACGCACCCCGACACACUACUUUCUCCAAGCAGGUGGGAGGCAACCUGCACGGAGUGUCUCUGUAAACUGCGUGUGCUGGGUGUAAUAUCCGACCGCACAACCACCGGCGGCAAGGCUCCGUGCACAGACGAGCUCGGCCACCACUUUCACACACGCUUAUCUGAUGCGCCGGUCUCGCAAAUACAAGGUCGCAGUGUGUAUGCCGGCGGCGCGUGGUGCUGCAAAUGCAACUCACAGGUCGAGCUGUCGCUGACCGCGCCAGUGAUCUCCUCGCUGCAGGUGGCAGCGCUGGAGCGGGCGCGGGCGGCAGGCCACGAGCACCACAGCACACAGGCGGUACGCGAGGUGCUGGUUACGCUGAAGACAAUGUUCCGGAUCGCAAAGAAUGCCGUCGGUGGCGACGUUCGGCCGAUAAAGUCAACCAGCCCCAAACCAAGGCAGCUGCUGAAAUUCGACACAGCAUGCAAUGAGAUUCUGGCGGCGGUCGGAUUUGUGAUGCGCGGCGACGAGUUCUGUCCACCAGAUAUCGUCGCCAGCAUUUCAGAUGACGAACUGAAGAGCUCGGUCAGCGACAGUCUCUCGUACCAGCAGCUGGUUGCCGCCAUGGAAGAGCUUCUGGUGGCUUCGGGCAAAUUCAUGCGCAGACUACCACCAAACGACCGCGAUGCAUUGUUCCGGUAUCUCAACGGCGCUAUCUCCCUCAUGCAGCUGCUGGGGUCGGAUAUGUAUCCGAAGCGGCCUGGAAGCUCACCACUAGUGAUUUCGUCAAACCGCAGUAUCAUCGGCACUCGCUCAUCGCUCGAAGAAGGCUAUCGCCGGUUAGGCGCGCCUGAGGAUGCUGCUGAUUCUCUGGUGGCCUGGGCGUAUUUGCGGCAGACGGAGGAAGACGAGUCAGACGACCCUAUCAGCGGUAAAGAUGCACUGGAGCGAUUCGACGCACUGCAGGGGAUUGCCGCCGCACGGUCGUCCAAGGAGCUUGGAGAUCUGGUUGCCAACGAAGAGGACCGUGGGCUUGUGGCAACUGACGCAUUGCGGGCAGCGCUGGGCGAGAUCUGCGGUGACCGGAUGCUAGAGGUGGAUGCGAUUGGCGUGGAUUCUAUUCGCGAACUGUUCACAGCCAAACUAGGCAGCCUGGGGCGAAAAAAGGACAAGCUGAGUUUGGUUAACCACCUACACAUUCUGGCGAGUGCGAAGCGUGACCAGGCAUUGAAGGAAUAUGUGGUGAAUGUAAGAUCCGCGGUUGACGCCGAGGAGGACGUGGAUGAGGGAUCGCGGAUGACGUCGCCGACGAGUCAGGUCAGGAGAAACAUUGAUCUAUGGACCCAGCUACCAACAGGGCUCAAAAACAUUGGCAACACCUGCUACCUGAACUGCAUGUUGCAGUGCCUCUUCUCGAUCACCCCGAUCCGCAAUGCGGUCCUGCAGUUUGGCGAUGGUAAAACAUGGAACGAAGACGCAGUUGCUGGGCGCCGUGACGGCUCGCAUGUGCUGUCUGAGCUCGAGAUCCGCCGUGCGCUGCGGUUUGUCCGGUUACUCAAGGAUCUAUUUGGUAAGCUGAUGAACCAGCGGAUCGACAACAGCUCCAUGUUGGCAUCAAGUGGUGGCCAUCCUUUAGCAAGCACAGCAGUGGCAGUCGCGCCGGACCGCGAAUUAGCCGAUAUGCUGCUGUUAGCUGGUACCAAUAAUACGGCGAAGCCUGCGAAUGGUAGCAACACGCCAACAAAGCCUGACCAGGCCCGGUCGUUUGUGGAGCAGCAGGAUGUCGACGAGUGCAUCGACCAGUGCAUUAGCCUGCUUCAGCACGCGCUGCCGCCUGAUAGCCCGUGGAAGGACUCUGCUGGUGACAUGGAGAAGGCAGAGGGAUCGGAGAAAAAGAAGCGCAAGAAGGAGCCCGAAACCUGGAUCCACCGACUCCUAAUCGGCAACCUUGAGUACACAAACGGACAGACCAGCGAGGGCGAGCUGCAGACCACACAUGAGUUGUUCCACAACCUGCUGGUGAACAUCCCUAGUGCCAACUCUGAUAUCAACGAGUGUCUCGAUGGGUUCUUUGCUGAUGACACCGUGGCCAGCAGCGAAAGGGAUGUUGUCAGGCAGUCGCGUGUUAGUCGCGCUCCGCCGGUACUGUUUGUGCAGGUGCAGCGUGUGCAGUUCGAUAAGACAACUAUGCAGCCAUUCAAGGUCAACUCGCAUAUUCGUCUGCGCGAGCAGAUCUCGCUGGCGCGGUUCUGCCAGUUUGAUGGCGAAUCGGCCGAUGCCAAAUGCUGUCACAAGCUGCGGAAGCGGCUGUCUGCGAUUGACAACCAUCUGCAGGCGCUGAAAGUGCCCACUACCAAGCCUACCAAGGAGGGCUGGGCGGCUGGCGAUUCAGUGAUUCCAGCAAUCGAGCGCGCGCAAAGCUUCCUCGCAGGUGUCAGCAGCUGGACAGCCAAUGACGUCACAAAACAACUACUGGCGGAGCUGCCCCACGACCCCGACCUCCUCGAGACUGCCAAGCUUGCCAGCGACCAGCUGACACAAAUGCUUACCGCCCUGAACUCUGCCAAGCAGUCAUGGGAGGCGGAGCACCAGCGAAUCCACGACGAGCUGGAGAGAAUCUAUGCAGACAUACCGGACAACGACAUGGCGUACACCUUGCACGCUGUGUUCAUCCACAGCGGCGUGUCGUCAGAGUAUGGCCAUUACUGGGUGUAUAUCCGUGAUCGGAAUAGCAGGACAGGCGAGACGCGGUGGGUGAAGUUUAACGACUCGAGUGUGUCGACUGUGGAGGCGAGCGAGAUUCUAAGGAGCUCGCCGAUACCUGAAGAGGAGAAUGCGAACCCGUAUUAUCUGGUGUAUGUACAGAACCAGGAGCUGCCGGCGCUAACCCUGACCAAUGACGAAAAGUAUAACCCAACUGACGUCAAGGUCAAGAAGAUGAGGUACUGCGACUAUUUCCGCGCCGAAACCACCAAGGAAAAGCUGCAGGUUGCCGGUGCCUUCAUCAUGUCCUCGGGGAUCCCGCCGCUAUUUAAGAGUAUCCGUCGCUGUCAGAUGGGAUGCAAGUGCAACUAG